Messenger RNA from Dimorphilus gyrociliatus, 3030 nucleotides. The record is from the annotation of a GenBank genome assembly. NCBI's taxonomy places the organism in Eukaryota, Metazoa, Annelida, Polychaeta, Dinophilidae.
UUAAAACUGCUUAAAGACUUUAUAUUAUAGGUGGCGUUUGCUGUACAAAAAAAUAUAUUUAUUCAGUAUAAUAACAAAUAUAUAAAACUAUAAAAGCAGAGCGAAAAAGUAGAAACCGGUUAGUAAACGGUUACUACUAUGACAACGAGUUGACAAACUUAUAUAAAAAUUGAUUUUCGAUCGUUCUUUAUUGAAUAUUUUUAUCAUGCCUACUAUAGGUAUAACAAUACACUUUUGAUAAGUUGUCUUAAUGUUGACACUGGUUGGGGUCUGUUUAAAUAAGCCCCAUUCUCGAUAAGAAUAGUCUUAAAAAAAAAACUUUUAAAAAUGGAGAAGAAAUUGCGGUUUGAAGACAGUUUAGAUCUUGAUAAGACCAUUCCAGAUUUAAUUGAACAAUCCCCGAACGGUUUGGUAUUGAAGUUAUGCAGCUCAUCACUGUCAAAAAUUCCCAAUGGUAAGUGUUUUCAACCUGUUGGUAGGUCGAUCACGUGAUAAUAAUAAGAAAAAGUUAUAAAAAUCAAUUCAAUUAAGAAAAAAGAGAGGUUACUGUAUAAAAUUCGAAUUGUGCUUGGUCAUUAUCGAAAAGGAUAACGUAUCCUUUAAAGAUGAAAGGAGUUGCGGCGCAAAAUUAUAUAAAAAUAUACAAAAAAAACUUGCUUAUACCAUUCGAAAUUUGCUUAGAAACGUUUAGUAUACAAAUUUACUUUAACAGAGUACUAAACUGCCGGUGAAAAUAUUGAUUUUUCUAAAAACUUGUUUACUUUUUACAGGAGUUUUCUCUUCAUCAGAUAUAGCAAAGGAGCUAUCGAGUCUUAUUCUUAAUGAUAACUCUUUAGAGGAAUUAGAUAAUGAUAUAUAUAAAUUGAAAAACUUACAGAUACUUAGUGCAGAAAAUAAUCGAAUUCAUAUUGUGAAUAGUGCUAUUUACGCCUGCAAAAAUUUGCAGAUUAUCAAUCUCUCCCAUAAUGAUUUAACAGAUCUGCCGAAUGAUCUCGUUUUUCUAUCACAAUUAAAACAACUUAUCGUUACACAUAAUCAGUUAGAAGAACUACCCAAAGUUGUGUACAAGUUGAAAGGCUUGGAAUUACUAUCUAUGGCUUCUAAUAAGAUAAGAUACUUAUCUGAUGAAAUUUGCCAGCUACAGAAGUUAAUUGAUUUCGAUCUUGGUGAUAAUGAAUUGACGUGUAUCAAUUCGAAAUUGUUUACUAUACACUCCCUAAAAACUCUGGCUGUCCAAGGUAAUCAGCUCAGGAACGUUCCUCAUCUAAUGGAGGAUGGAGUCUGUUUAAGAAAACUUGAUCUAUCGAACAACAACUUUGAUUUUAUACCAGUUGAAAUUUUAGAGUUAAAGUCUCUCCGACAUCUAAAUAUGUCGGAUAAUCAAAUAAUGCGAAUUGAUUGGAAUGAAAGAAUGACCAAUUUAACGAGUGUUUUAGAAAUGAACCUUAAAGGAAACGACCUAAAUUACUUUUCUCCUUUAAUUUUACAACCGCUACGUGAUACUUUAAAAAUAUUGAACCUGAAUGAGAAUAAACUUGAUUGUUUGCCACAGCAAAUUGGUGAUUUAUACUAUCUUGAAGAAUUGUAUGCAGAAAACAACUUAAUAAAGGAAAUUCCAGAUGAAAUAGCUUUUUGCACUAAAUUAAGAAUAAUCAAUCUAAAUCAGAAUAAAAUCGAUAGUUUACCAGUCGAAAUGAAAAGAUUAAAUAAUUUACAUAUUUUGGAAUUAGCCAAUAACAAUAUUUCAUUAUUUUCGAAUACCUUGGCAACUUUAACAUCGUUGAAAAAGUUAAUUCUCUCCCAUAACGAAAUUGAAGAUUUACCACUUGAAAUGUCUAAUUCAACUGGUAUGGAAUAUCUUGACCUGUCGUUUAACAAGUUUAAAACACUUCCUUACUGCGCCUACAGUAUGAUCAAGCUAAAAGUCUUAAAUCUACAAAAUAAUCAAUUGUCAUUACUACACGGAGAAGUUGGUAAUCUUUUCGAAUUAGAAGAAAUAAGGCUGGAUGAAAAUAUUCUAGAGAUAUUACCGAAGGAAAUGUGCAAGCUAAGUUUAUUAAGGCAUCUCUCCGUUUCCAAUAAUCGUCUUGGUAAACUUCCUAAAGAGAAAUACCUAAGGAAAUUAGAAGUUUUGGAAUAUCUAAACGUAUCGGGAAACUACUUUGAAUCAUUUCCAAUUCAGAUAAAAUCAUUAAUUAAUCUUAAGUCAUUAAUAUAUAAUCAGUACGAUAGAAACCAAAAAUUAGAAGAACUUCCCGAGGAGCUAUCACAGCUUUCUAAUUUAGAAAACGCAGAGUUUAAGUAUAAUGCUAUAUGGCAAAUAGACGCUGAGCCUUUAAGCCAUUUACCAAAAAUAAAAAGCAUUCAUCUGAAUAAUAACAAGAUUGAGAGGAUUACCGAUGAAUUUUGCAAAGCGGAGAAUAUUCAAAACAUUCAAGUUCUAAGUCUAAAUGGAAAUUUGUUGACAAACCUUCCGUUAAAUUUCGAUUUAUUAGCUAAUUUAAAGCACUUGGAUUUGGAGGAUAAUCCUGUUCGAUUACCUCCUUCAACUGUAUGCACAGCCGGUAAUGUAAGAACGAUAGGCUCCUUUAUUAGAAGGGCAAUAUCAAGAAACGAUGCCCUUUUAUUAAGAGCUUUUGAAUUGUUAAAAGAUAAGAUGAAUAAACACGAACUUCGCUAUUUGGCUCACAAAUUUCGACUACCGGAAGUAGAAGUAACCGCAAUAGAAAAGAAGCACAACGCAAAACAGGAAUUACAUCAACGAGUCUUGGCAAUUUUACAUCUAUGGAGGCAAGAGAAUGGCGAAGAGGCAAACGUUGAAAGACUAAUUCAUAUACUAUACAUCAUUGGACUAGAAGAAGCUGCUGAACUGAUUCGUGCUAAUCUCAUUUAUACUCAAAUCGUCAAAUUUUAAUAAAAUAAACUAGUGCCUUUUCAUUCAGUAUUAAGAUUACUGCUAUUUAUAAAAAUAUUAAUAAUCUACUUCAACAAAGAUUAACUAAUCAAUAAUUAAUAUAUAGAAUGUUUUUA